AUGGGAAAGAGAUUUCCAUUUCGGUGCCUGCUGUGCCGCUCGGGAACACAGCCACACGGCCGCGUUGCUGAGUUACACGCUGCCAAAAGCAAGAGUGUGAAGUACUUUUUGCACAAGCAUCUCAACUCUGCUACUCACAGACAAAAUGUCAUCAAGUUGCAAGGGGAGUCGAAGGACAACUAUGUACCAUGUGAGGGAAUGAUGGUCAAUGACAGGCUAUCAGCUGGACUUCUCUUCGAAUACAGACGUGAAUUCGAGACGUGGGUUUCCAUGUCAAACUUGAAGAUGUUUGCCAAGCACAUCUACUGGCAGGAGCCCAACGCUGGUGGAUGGUUCAUCCGCCAUCAGAAAUGUCUCAAACAAUGCCCAGCGAUGCCUUCAAGCAUUAGAAGCAUGUGCCAGGAGUGCAAGCAGUUGAGCUCUCCACAUGCGGUCCCCAAGGUUGUUGCCAAGUUUGCAACAAAGUUUCUCUUUGCCAAGCUGCUGGGAGCCCGGCUCUUUCAAGGAACCGACGGCGUGAAAGAGGUGGAACAAGAGAUUCGGGAAUCCCGGAUCUUCAGCUCUGAUCCCGCACGAGCAGAGAGCAUCAUGCGGCUGUCAAAUGCCGACUUGCAACAAUUUGUCAGAAAUCCCUGGUUGAAGACACCAAAGGAAUGGAUCGGGGAGAAUGAAGCAAAUUUCAUGGCUUGUGUGGUGAAGCCAGCUCUCAGUCUUACUGUGACCAACAUGCCAGACUGCUUUGCCGAUGUGAUUUCCCGCUUUGCGGUUUGGAUGCACAACAAAGAAACAUCGGAGACUGAUAAAGCCAACAUGCGCGUAGCAGCAGGUGUUUUGCAAGGCCGCCUGCAGCACCAUCCCCUUUUGCACGGCAUAGCGCUCCAGAGUCUCAGAAUGGCCGACAAGCACAAUCGAGGCAUUUUGAAUAUGAGGGGACGAAGAUUCAUGGAGAGUCCGCUGGAGAAGAAGUUGAUCACAGACGUCACAGCAACAAGAACGCCUAGCUUCUUGCGCACCAUCCAGUGGGGAAAGCUGUGGACGGAUACCACGCAGGCAAGAUCCCACGGGCUCCCGCCUGUGGCGUAUGCCAGGGUCAAUGCUAUGUCGGACAAAUUGAACGCCUUGCUAUGCAACCCUUUCUACCUCGUGGUGGACGCAGAUGUUGCCAUGGAAGAUAUGGUGGUUCCAUGGAGUUUGGCUGGCUUUUGUGUCCACAACGUUGUGGUGGCCCUUUGUGUGGCGCCAGCGCUGCAUAAGCGGAUGACGCUGAAGGAGCGGUGCAGCGCGGCAUUGGCCGGGUUCCUUUGCCUCGACCUUUUCCAGAUGUGCGCGCACCAGACCUGCGUGAAGAUGAAAUUGCCAAAGGGCAGCUGCUUCCUAGCGCCCCAGACGGUGCACAAUUUGCAAGGAACUGCAUUGGCAACGGUCGUGAUUUGUGCCACAAAGGACACUGGCUUCGAACCCUGGUCUUUUGGCCAUUGCAGACUUUCAGAGAUCUCAGUGGAAGAGUACUUCGGAAUGUUGAGAUCCAGGAGCUCCAACUCACAACUCUCCACCAGAGGAUAUUUCUAUGCUUCGGCCCUGCAGGCAAUGCGCAGCAACCAUGCACUCAACAAGACCAAGCGCAAGCCUGAGGCGCAGAACGGGCAGUCACGCUUGACCGAGCUUGAGCCUAUCGCCGGACAUUUCAGUUAA
Messenger RNA from Durusdinium trenchii, 1692 nucleotides. The record is from the annotation of a GenBank genome assembly. Lineage: Eukaryota; Dinophyceae; Suessiales; Symbiodiniaceae.